CUUGGCUUAAAGGGUCAGAAAGUUGUUAUUUCUUUGCAUUUCAUAACUCGUCAAUAUGACCUGACCCGUGGGCAAUGACCUGGUGAAAAUGGAUUGCAGAAUGAGACUAGUUAGAAAUGAUCAACCAUCUGGAAAGAUGUAUAGGAUGCGUUCUUUCUUUCUUUCUUUCUUUCCAGAAAGCCUUCAACCAGAGCAUGAUUGAAGGUUUCUGCUUGAACGCACUCCAAUCGAAAUGUGGCGGCAUUAGUCAUUCUGCAACAUGCACGCUGGCUUUUCUGGAGAAUGCGUUCGCAAAUCCAUGUAUUUUAUUGGAGGAGCGCAUUGGGAAGUUGUACGCAAUUUGGAGUAAUAUCAGUGUGAAAACGGAAUCAAAUAUCAAGUGUUGCGUAUACAACAGCUUUAUUGUUGUGGCGAAUGCAUCCGAUAUUCCUAACCUCUCCCAGACCAAACUCACACCUUUACGAAGCUUACGUUGUUCAGAGGGGAAAAGCUCGGGCGCUAGUUUGGAGAUUUGAGGUUUGAAUCUCAGCUGUGGCCUCCCUGUGCCUACGGGAGUUUCCUCCAGCUAGGCUAAUUGAAGACUAAAUUGUCCGUAGGUGCGAAUGCUCGCCCGACUAUACGUGCUCUUGGAUCGACUGGCAACCAGUCGAGGGUGCGCCUGGACUCUCGGCCGGGUUAGGCUCCGGCUCCCCCGUGACCCCAAUGCGGACAUGGGUGUCGGGAAGCUUGGAUUUCCUGCGGUCCGAUAAAAGGGGCUAUAUACAGAAGCUUCAGAAUCGCCAUUGAGUCUCAGAUAAUGUGUGGAGUCUAGACUACGGUUUAUGAAUGGACUUUUGUCCAUACAGUGUACUUUACAUUCCAUUAGAUGAUGUCUUAAUGUUUAAUGUUGUAAUGAAAUGUUGUUAAGUGCUCCUUAACCCUCGCACUCCCUUCGAAUACAUGAUCCUGGCUACGAUCAUCGCCAACUGCAUCGUCUUGGCCCUGGAGCAACAUCUACCGGCCAGCGACAAGACGCCCAUGUCAGAGCGCCUGGACGACACAGAGCCCUACUUUAUUGGAAUAUUCUGUUUUGAGGCAGCCAUUAAGAUCAUCGCCCUGGGCUUUGCAUUCCACAAAGGCUCCUACCUCCGUAACGGAUGGAAUGUGAUGGACUUCGUGGUCGUUCUCACCGGGAUCCUGGCAAAAGUGGGCUCCGACUUCGACCUGCGAACACUGCGGGCUGUGAGAGUGCUGCGACCCCUCAAACUAGUGUCAGGGAUCCCCAGCCUUCAAGUGGUGUUGAAGUCUAUAAUGAAAGCCAUGGUGCCCCUGCUUCAGAUCGGCCUGCUGCUUUUCUUUGCCAUUGUCAUGUUUGCCAUCAUCGGUGUGGAGUUUUACAUGGGCAAAUUCCACGCCACCUGCUUCAACAUUGACACCGGUGAAAAAGCAGCAGAAUGGCCUUGCGGUUUGGAGCCCCCAGCCAGGUUGUGUCCAAAUGGGACCCAGUGCAGAGAAUACUGGACCGGACCCAACUUUGGCAUUACCAACUUCGACAACAUCCUAUUUGCCGUGCUUACGGUGUUCCAGUGCAUCACUAUGGAGGGCUGGGUGGACAUCCUCUACAGCACCAACGAUGUAGGAGGAAACACAUGGAAUUGGCUCUACUUCAUACCUCUCAUCAUCAUUGGCUCUUUCUUCAUGCUUAACUUGGUGCUUGGUGUCCUAUCUGGGGAGUUUGCCAAAGAGAGAGAGCGUGUGGAGAAGAGGCAGGAGUUCCUGAAGCUUCGACGGCAGCAACAAAUUGAGAGAGAGCUCACCGGAUACCUAGAAUGGAUCUGCAAAGCCGAGGAGGUGUUGCUGGAAGAGGAAGAUGAGAUUGCAGAGGAGAAGUCACCGCUGGAUGGUGCGUGGUACAAGAGGAAACAAAAUCUGCCAGUCCUGAAACGAAGCAAAAACAAGAAGGGUAAAAAUGACCUGAUCGGUGCUGAGGAAGGGGAAGAUCCAUUUGUGGACAUCUCCUCUGUUGCUCCCCCCGGUUCUCCUUUUGGUCGGGCCAGUGUGAAAAGCAGCACUAAGAUGGACAGCUCUUCUUACUUUCGUCGUAAGGAGAAGAGGAUUCGUUUCUUUAUCCGGCGGAUGGUAAAAGCACAGAGCUUCUACUGGAUCGUUCUGUGUCUGGUGGGCCUGAACACUCUGUGUGUGGCCAUAGUCCACUAUGAUCAACCGGAGUGGCUUACAACAGCCCUAUACACAACAGAAUUUGUAUUCCUGGGUUUGUUUCUCACGGAGAUGACCUUGAAGAUGUAUGGCCUUGGACCAAGGAAUUAUUUCCACUCCUCCUUUAAUUGCUUUGAUUUUGGGGUUAUUGUGGGAAGUAUUUUUGAGGUUGUCUGGGACAUGAUCAAACCCGGAGCAUCAUUUGGUAUCAGCGUGCUGAGAGCCCUAAGACUGCUAAGGAUCUUCAAAGUCACUAAGUACUGGAACUCCCUGAGGAACCUUGUGGUUUCCCUCCUUAAUUCCAUGAAGUCAAUCAUCAGUUUGCUUUUCCUCCUUUUCCUGUUCAUCGUUGUCUUCGCUCUGCUGGGCAUGCAGCUCUUUGGAGGACAAUUUAACUUUGAGGAUGAAACGCCAACAACAAACUUCGAUACCUUCCCAGCAGCCAUCCUCACUGUGUUUCAGAUUUUAACUGGGGAGGACUGGAACGCUGUGAUGUACCAUGGCAUCGAGUCACAAGGAGGUGUCCGCCGUGGGAUGUUCUCUUCCGUCUACUUCAUUGUCCUUACACUUUUUGGAAACUACACCCUACUGAAUGUGUUCUUGGCCAUCGCUGUUGAUAAUCUUGCAAACGCGCAGGAGCUAACUAAGGAUGAAGAAGAACAGGAGGAGGCAGCCAAUAAGAAGCUUGCUCUGCAGAAGGCUUUGGAGGUGAAGGAAGUCAGUCCCAUGUCAGCAGCCAACAUCUCAAUAGCUGCUUUUGUAAAGCAAAAUCGAGAUGCGCUCUCUCGCAGGUCGUCCAUCAACAGCAUUCAGUCACUCAAGGAACAGCAACGAGCGGCCAAGACCAUGUCAGUAUGGGAGCAGAGGACCAACCAACUGAGGAGACACAACAUGAGAGGGAGCAGCGAGGCUUUGUUUAACGAGCUUGACCCAGAGGAGCGCCUACGACUGUCCUCCGUUCUCAAUCUCCAUCCCGACAUGAAGACUCACCUGGACAGGCCCCUUGUGGUGGAGUCCAAGAAUAGCGACCUUCCUAACAGACCUCCUGAGGAAGGGCAGCAAGACGGCACAGGAGACAACUUCCAUUCGCACACCAGGAAGCACCACCGCCAUCGGGACAGGAACGGCGAGGGCAGGGAUGGAGGUGAUGGCCGCGCAACGAGGCAUCACACCCAUCACAGCCGGAGCAAAGAUCACAAUAGCAACGGGGCUCAGACUAAAGAGAGGAGAGGGGAGAGUAGCCACAGUCGAGAUGAGGGGCAGAGACGCAGGCGGCAUCAUCACACAGGCUCCCCUGAAGAGGAGCUCUCUGAUGUACGAGGGGCAGGAGAAGAAAGAGGGCAUCGCCAUCACCGCUCACAUCGUACACCGAAAGAGGGAAAUGGGACGUUAGCGAAUGGUGCCCAUGGAGAGCGCAGGGGCCGGGGAAGAGGAGGGGAAAGUAACGGAGAAAGAAAAGGACGUUGCUCUCGAAUGGUCGGAGCGCAGUCGACUCUGGAUGGAGAUGAAAGCAAAAAGUGCAAGAAAGUUCCUAGGGAGAUGCAGUCUGAUGGUGAGGAAGAGGGUCUUGCCACCAGUCCACUGAGUCUUGGAGACAGGGAAGAGGACGCCGACAACCAAAAGAAUUCCACAAGAGCCAGCCAGGCCGGCCUUGACAGCAACACCAUUCACAUCCCUGUCACCAUAACUGCCCCACCUGGAGAGACCACCAUUAUUCCCAUGAACAACAUUGACUCCGGCAACUUCGGAGUCAACGAGGAAAAGAAAGCUCUGGAAGAGGACGAUGCUGUCAGUCGGCCUCGGCAGAUCCUCCCCUAUAGUUCCAUGUUCAUCUUUGGACAAACAAACCCGGUGCGGCGGCUGUGUCACUACGUGGUCAACCUACGCUACUUUGAAAUGUGCAUCCUGAUGGUCAUUACCAUGAGCAGCAUUGCCCUGGCAGCUGAGGAUCCUGUGCAGUCAAAUGCACCGCGUAACAAUGUCCUCAAGUAUCUGGAUUACGUCUUCACUGGAGUGUUUACUUUUGAGAUGGUGAUUAAGAUGAUUGACUUAGGACUGCUCCUGCACCCCGGCUCCUAUUUUCGUGACCUAUGGAACAUUCUUGACUUCAUUGUGGUCAGUGGCGCUCUUGUGGCAUUCGCCUGCUCGGGGACAAAAGGCAAGGACAUCAACACCAUUAAGUCCCUGAGGGUCCUCAGAGUCUUGCGGCCGCUCAAAACCAUUAAACGUCUGCCCAAACUUAAGGCUGUGUUCGACUGUGUUGUGAACUCCCUGAAGAAUGUUCUCAACAUCCUCAUCGUCUACAUCCUCUUCAUGUUCAUCUUUGCGGUUAUAGCUGUGCAGCUUUUUAAAGGCAAAUUCUUCUACUGCACUGAUGAGUCUAAAGGUCUCGAGAAAGACUGCAGGGGUCAAUUUCUGGACUAUGACAAAGUGGAACGCGGACGUGACGUAGAAGCUCAGCCCAGAGAGUGGAAGAAAUAUGAGUUCCACUACGAUAACGUUCUUUGGGCCUUCUUAACACUAUUCACCGUCUCCACAGGAGAGGGCUGGCCUCUGGUUCUGAAGCACUCAGUGGAUGCCACGUAUGAGGACCAGGGCCCCAGCCCGGGCUUCCGCAUGGAGACAUCCAUCUUCUAUGUGGUGUACUUUGUGGUGUUCCCUUUCUUCUUCGUCAACAUAUUUGUGGCUUUGAUUAUCAUCACCUUCCAGGAGCAGGGAGACAAAGCCAUGUCUGAGUGUAGCCUGGAAAAGAAUGAGAGGGCUUGCAUUGACUUCGCCAUAAAUGCUAAGCCGCUGACAAGAUACAUGCCGGAGAACAAGCAAUCCUUCCAGUAUAAGAUGUGGAAAUUUGUGGUGUCGCCUCCAUUCGAAUAUGCUAUUAUGACUUUAAUUGCCCUCAACACUGUGGUGUUGAUGAUGAAGUUUUAUGGAGCACCAGACCUAUACGAGUCCAUGCUGAAAUACUUGAACAUCGUCUUCACUGCACUCUUCACUCUGGAGUGCAUCCUUAAGAUUAUUGCCUUUGGUCCACUGAAUUACCUGAAAGCAGCCUGGAACGUGUUCGACUUUGUGACAGUGCUGGGAAGCAUAACAGACAUCCUGGUGACAGAGAUUAAGGACAAGAUGAUUAACCUGAGCUUCCUUCGGCUGUUCAGAGCGGCUCGGCUCAUCAAACUGCUACGACAGGGCUACACCAUUCGCAUUUUGUUGUGGACGUUCGUUCAGUCGUUCAAGGCCCUGCCAUAUGUUUGCCUGCUCAUUGCAAUGCUCUUCUUCAUCUAUGCCAUCAUCGGAAUGCAGGUAUUCGGUAACAUCGAGCUGAAUGAGGAGACUGCGAUAAAUCACCACAACAACUUCCAGACCUUUUUCCAGGCUUUAACACUUCUCUUCAGGAGUGCCACAGGUGAAGCGUGGCAUGAGAUCAUGCUUUCGUGUCUCAGUAAUCGGUCAUGUGACCAACUCUCAGGAACUACAGGGAAGGAGUGCGGAAGUGACUUUGCGUACUUCUACUUUGUCUCCUUCAUUUUCCUCUGCUCCUUCUUGAUGCUAAAUCUAUUUGUUGCUGUCAUCAUGGACAACUUUGAGUAUCUGACCAGGGAUGCUUCCAUCUUGGGUCCUCAUCACCUCGAUGAGUUCAUCCGUGUAUGGGCAGAGUAUGACCCUGCUGCGUGCGGAAGGAUAUGCUAUCAAGAUAUGUAUAAAUUGUUGCGUUUGAUCUCGCCUCCCCUGGGUCUGGGGAAGAAGUGCCCAAACAGGGUGGCCUAUAAGCGUUUGGUCAGGAUGAACAUGCCUAUUGCCGAUGACAACACAGUGCAUUUCACCUCCACACUAAUGGCCCUGAUCCGCACGGCCCUUGAGAUCAAGCUGGCAUCCGGAGUCUUGGCGCAACAUCUAUGUGAUAUUGACCUGAAAAGAGAAUUAAACAGAGUUUGGCCCAGCUUGUCGCAGAAGACUGUUGACCUGCUGGUGACACCGCAUAAAUACAAUGAGCUGACCGUGGGGAAAGUGUAUGCAGCUCUCAUGAUCUUUGACUACUAUAAGCAGAAUCGUGCCAAGAGACUCCAGCAGCAGCAUCCUUCAGGGGGAGUUCAGAGUAAACUGGGGGCGUUGUUUCGUCCUAUUCUUCCCCUUGGUCAUAUCAAGGAAGUAGAGCCCCCGAUACCCAGUCCGAAAAAGCUGUUGCCUCUACACCCUGAGUCAGAAGCAAAGACGUCACCUCUUCCGCCUGUCACAACCGCUGCCAGCGCCUCCGUAAACAAGGACACAGUUUUUGACCAGAAGAGUUCCAUAAAACAUUCCCAAUCUGGAGAUGUUUGUCAGGCGGCGCUGAGACCCAAAGGGCGCAGGAAACUACAGAGAGGCCAGUCAGAAGAUGUGCAGUGUUCCCUAAGGCCGCAGGUUUCCAGACAGACACUCACAAAAAAAGCCCCACCGCCAAAAACCCAACGAAGCAAUGAAGAGCCUGCUCUUGUCACGCAUGCUUCAUUGUGGUUUCAGGAAGUGGUUGAAAUGAAGCCGCUCGGAAACAUCUCAGACGCAGAGAUACGCCCCGCCCUGGAAGACCACGGCAGAGCAGCUUCUUUGCCGCGACUCAAUGCAGAGUACUACCGGAGCCACCCUCGCCACGCCCCUGGGACCCACCUGGCACCAAUUGUUGACCUCAGUCCCAUAAGACGCUCAGCUUCCUCGCUGACCCCACAGCACAACCAGGAGGUCGUUCUUAAGGACUACAACCCGAUACGACCGGGGCAGCAUCAAUCACCGGCAGGGUCCGGACCGGCCCAAGGCCAGGACCGAGUCCAUCACCAUCAUCACCACCACCGCUGCCACAGACGCAGGGACAAGGACAAAGACAAAAAGCAGAAAUCCCUGGAUAGAGCCACAUCAGUGAAGCCGCCGAGUACUGUUGACUCAUUCACAGACCCCUCAGCUGAAGGCAUGUCUAGAGAACGAGCUAGGGAGCGAGAUCGCAGUCGCCCGCACGAGAGAAGGCAUCACUCCUCUGCAGGGGAGAAGCAACGCUACUACUCCUGUGAGCGUUAUGGCUCCAGGGAGACAAGCCAUGCCAAGUCAGCCGGUCCGAGCCGAUCCACAUCUCCAGGAGAGGGACAAGACACUGUUGUCCUUAGACAACAUGGUAGCACUGGGGGUAAACCCGCCCCCUCUGGUUCAAGCACACCAGGUCGUGGUCGCAGGCAGCUUCCCCAAACACCCCUGACUCCUCGUCCUGCCGUUGCCUACAAGACUGCAAACUCCUCCCCUCUCUCUUCUGCUGCCAGCGCCACUAUAGCUGGACAGCACACUCGUGUCAGCCGUGGCCUUUCAGAACACGAGCGCUUGCAUGGGGACAAUGACCGCUCCCCGAUACCGGUCACCUGCAUUGGUUCUGACCCAAAUUUAGACCGGCAACAGCAGGGAACUUCUCAACAAGCGUUUAUUGAAGAAACGGAGGACUUCCAGGAUGCUGUUAGCAGCCAAGUAUUGUCACACUCUGCCCGAGCCGGUGCCUCCGCAACCACCUCAUCUUCCCACGGUACUGCUGCUGCUGUGCCCGUCACAGCAGCAGCCACACAAGGGCGUGCAGAUAUGGUACCUAACGGGUACCACUUCACCUUUGGGGGAAACUCUGUAUCAAACAGCAGAGGAACAGGAAGCCUCAGGGAGAGAGAGGAUGAGGACUGGUGCUAGCACGCAAGGAUACUACAGAGGUUUUUUCCGAUGCACUGUUGAAGGAGCAACUUGGCCGUGUUGCUUAUGUCAGAUCGCGUGAGCUGGUCAAAGGGGAAAGUGCUGUCAAAGGGUUGUGUUGCAGUGUUACACAAAAAGCUGUCGAAGGAAGCAGAAUGCUGACUUUUUUUUUUGUACCCCUUUUCAAACCCUUGCACCAAAAUGCUUUUGAAGACCCUUCAGUAUUUUGCCUUGGCCAGUGUUGUUGAAGACCGAAACCCAAAAUCUUGAAGUACUAUGUUUUAGACUCGUCCGAACGCCUCACUCUUGAGCUACUUGGAUGCUUUAUUUUGUCUUGACAUGCAGGUCAGGGGUUUCGAUGUAACAUGCUCGCACCGAAACAUCUGACUGAAGGGUCAUCAUUGACCAAGAUGAUUUUCUGUCGGUCUUGGAACUUUUCUGAUUCACGCAAAGAUCAACAAGUGUCACUUUGAGGCAAAAGAAACAAACACGAGCCAUUUUCAUGGUCAAACUUGGUUCAAAUUGGGGGGUGCACACAGGGACAAGGACAACAAUUUUACUGCAACAUGUGGCCGAAUACUAAGUGCCUCAUUUUACAAGAUGUGAGUAGGAGUCUGGCUUCUUGAGUGGGCGGUCUGUGUUGAACACACAGUCAAGCAUGUAAGUCUGUACACAGCUGAGAGAAACGGGACAACAUAAAGCUGUUUCAAUCUGUCGGAAUGGUCUAAAAAUAAUAAUAAUCAAAUACAAAAAAUAAAGUAAAAAAAAAACUAAAAAUAACAUUUUUAUAUGCUGAGUCUUGUAGUUGGUGAAUCCAAAUUAAAGAUCCAAAGUCACCAAUGUAGUGCAUGCCGAGGUCUUGAACAUGUCCAAAAAUUGUGUCUGUACUUUAUUUAAGGGUGCGUGCGAAGCAUUUGCCUUUUUCUUAAAACACACUGCCAGUCCACUGGUAAGCAACAGAUGGUCUCUCAAAGGACAAAAGUGCCAUUUUUGAAAUAUCAAACUAGAACUCACGUCAGAAACGUGGAAAUGUCCUCCAACAGAAGGGAUGAUACUGAAGUGUGCGCAUGCUUUUUUGUGUGUGUUCUGGCUCUAAGAAAAAAACUGUUUGAUUUGUUGUUUUAGUCAUCAUCCUUUUCGUAAUACUUCUCUAUCAUGCCCACAGGAUGGACAAAAGAGAGGAAUACAGAAAUACAACUAAACAAUUGUGCUUUAAAGUCACAUAGUAUUGAAAUAUCUAAAGCAGGGGUGACCAACAUGGUGCCCACAGACACCAUGAGUAGUUCGGAGGCCUGUUCUAAGAAUACCUCACCCACGAUUUGCUAGGAGUGUUGUAGAAGUGAUCAUUCGUUUGCAGAGAUUUAUAGAAAUCCAUUGUUGCAUAUCGAUAUUGAUCUGUUUCCUACCUUGUUAAAUCCUUCUUGAUAAUUGUGAAAAAUCAUUAACAUGUCAUUUCAGAAGUGUGUAUCACACUGGCAGCCAUUCACAUUAAUCAGUAUCCAAGAAGUAGCUUUCAGUUUCGAAAAGACCCCUGAUCUGGUGAAAUGACCACUUUUUAAGAACUGAUGAACUAAAUAUACCAAAGACUACUUUAAAAAUGGAAUACAUUAAAUUGAGCUUUUUCACACAUCGACCUUAAUUCAGUACUAUUUAAAAGCCUUGCGCUGCGGCGACCCCUAAAGGGACAAGCCGAAAGGAAAAGAAGAAAGCGUUCCUCUCCCUCCUAUGUGAAGUGGAUGUUCUUCAGGCGCUGGCGUGGGUUUUCCCGGGAUACUUGGGCUUCCACCCCAAUUCCAAAAACACGCAUCUUAGUUUAAUUGAAGACAACGAGUGACUGGUGACCAGACCGGGCUGUUCUCCACCUCUCACCCAAAGUCAGUUGGGAUAGGCUCCAGCUCACCCGCAAGCCUAAGGAGGGACAAGUGCUAUAUAAAAUGGAUGGAUUGCUGAAUUAUUAGGCUUCACUCCGUUUGUAUCCCACAGGUCGACAACAUUUUCUUUUUGUGAUCUGGAUUUGCAUCGCCACUAUUCCAUUGAUUUUGUGAUUGAGGGCAUCUGUGGCCCACCUCUGUGCAUUCCUGAUGAUAUUAUUUUUGCCACAUAAACUCUUAAAUCUG
Molecule: messenger RNA, 10001 nt
Organism: Phyllopteryx taeniolatus (common seadragon)
Lineage: Eukaryota; Metazoa; Chordata; Actinopteri; Syngnathiformes; Syngnathidae
Gene: cacna1bb
Product: calcium channel, voltage-dependent, N type, alpha 1B subunit, b
Exons: 46
Coding region: 940-7884 (2314 amino acids)
Biological process (GO): chemical synaptic transmission; calcium ion import across plasma membrane
Cellular component (GO): neuronal cell body; voltage-gated calcium channel complex; membrane
Molecular function (GO): high voltage-gated calcium channel activity
Source: RefSeq, a predicted model, not a curated record